AUGAUGGGGAAACUCCCCCUGGGAGUUGUCUCUCCUUAUGUGAAGAUGAGUUCGGGGGGCUGCACGGAUCCGCUGAAGUUCUACGCCACCAGCUACUGCACAGCCUAUGGUCGGGAGGAGUUCAGGCCCCGCAUGGGCAGUCACGAAGGCACAGGCUACAGAUCGAAUUACCGGCCAGUGGUCUCAUAUCAAGCCAGUCUCGAUGCCCUGGACAACCUAGCCAUGGGGGAACAAGUCCGGCACAAUUUCCAGACAGUGACCAGUCAGAGUUACCGCCCCCUGGAGGUGCCUGAUGGCCGACAUCCACUGCCCUGGAGCACGCACCAGACCAGCUCUGGGUAUUCUCGGGAGAAGGUCAAUGCGGCGCCGCCCACCAAGGAGGUGAGGAAGGUCCAUUUUGACACCCAGGACUACGGGCCUGACGCCAUCACGGGGCUGGAGCCCAAGGACGUGCCCCUGCUCCACCAGCAGCAGGGCAAGGGCUCGCCGGAGUGGGAGAAUGCCAGAUACGGCCCGCGCUUCAUGACUUCUGAGUAUAAUUCCAAGUAUCUCAAGGAGCCUUCAAACCAGCCAGAUCUCUUACAGAAGAAAUCCAUUGGCGCCAAGGAGGAGACUGGCUUCACCAAAGAGUCCACCAAGAACCCCAUCGUCUUCCAGCCGCCCUCCCAGGCCCUCCCUGGGGACCCGGUCCUCCUCCCCGGCCGGACUGUCACCAAGUCGGACUUUCUUCCCAUGACCCACCCUCAUGGGGACGAGUUCCUGCCCGUGCUGGCCAGAGGCUCCGAGCGGGAGACGGGCUUCAGCCGAGUGAAUGCGCGGAUUCUGAACCCCAGAGUGCCCCCUCCUGGCCCAGAACCCAACAGCACGACCCACCAUGAGUUCCAGCCCCCCCAGCGGAUGCAACAGACAAAUGUUGCCCUGCUGGGCCGGGAGACCGUGGGGAACAAGGAGCCCACAGGAUUCAGCCUUAACAACCCGAGCUAUGUCCGCAGCCCCUAUGACCGUGACAUGGAUAAUCACUACCUGACCACCUACAACCAAGGGUACUUCGAGAACAUCCCCAAGGGUCUAGACCGUGAAGGCUGGACUCGAGGUGGCAUCCAGCCCCAGAAGCCAGGAGGCUACGCCCUCAACCAGCCGGUCACUCGCGUGGAGGCCACGCCCAACCCCACGGAGAGCCUGCGGCACCUGCACCCCCACGUGGGAAGAACCCUGAUCUCAGCCGACCCCUUCUACCGAGCUGCACCUCACAGCAGCCGCUUCACCGUGCCCAGCUGA
Messenger RNA from Diceros bicornis minor, 1278 nucleotides. RefSeq names its product stabilizer of axonemal microtubules 4 (gene SAXO4). Gene Ontology annotation, molecular function: phosphatase binding. The record is from RefSeq and is a predicted model, not a curated record. The transcript has 12 exons. The coding region runs from base 1 to 1278 and encodes 425 amino acids. NCBI's taxonomy places the organism in Eukaryota, Metazoa, Chordata, Mammalia, Perissodactyla, Rhinocerotidae.